Messenger RNA from Aphanomyces invadans, 1348 nucleotides. RefSeq lists its product as hypothetical. Gene Ontology annotation, molecular function: lipid binding. The transcript is spliced from 5 exons. The record is from RefSeq and is a predicted model, not a curated record. The coding region runs from base 94 to 1239 and encodes 381 amino acids. Lineage: Eukaryota; Oomycota; Saprolegniomycetes; Saprolegniales; Verrucalvaceae.
GACCGUCUCGGCCCCUUCCAACCUCUGUCAGACCGGCGUUCGCUGCAUCACUUUUGGAACGACACUGGCAGCACCAGCAGCGCCGCCACCGUCAUGAACUCGUCCAGGUCCAUGUUUACGUCGCCGCAGCUCUCGAUCGAGGAACAAGAAAUGCUCGUCGUCGUCGCCACCAACGCAUUUCGCAACUUUAUCGAAAGCACGCGGCUCAUCGGGCCGAAAGGGGCACUCUUCAAGUCGGCCAGCAACACGUCUAUCAACCUCGCGCAUGCAUCGCUCUUCCAUGGAUCUACGAUCGUCAAAGGGUGCACGGUUGGUGAUGUCAGUGCGUAUCAUCUCACGGCCAUGACGUCCACCGAGAAUUAUUGCCGUGUGAACCAGUGCAUUGACACCAAACUCCUCUACACUCUUGAAGUGCCGACACCCGACCACCCCCAUCAUUAUCUGGCUCUGCGGUGGUUUGCCAUGGCGUCAUCUGUGCCCAUGGUGAAGCCUCGCGACUUCGUCGUGCUUGAGUACCUAGAUUCUUUCCAAGACGCGCACGGUCGCACCGGUUGGGCGCGUUGCAUCCACUCGAUCGACCAUCGCAGUGCGCCGUCCUUGCUCGAGUCCCAUGGCUACGUUCGUGGCAACAUUCAAAACUCGGGCAUUGUCGUCUACCACGACGACGUCGAAUCGAUCUCUCGUGCCAACAUCAUGUUGCUGUGCGACAAAAAGACGUCGAUGGCUUCCAAGCUUUUUGUCAAGUCCAUGAUCCAAGGCAUGUUCAAGCACUUUGACACUCUCAACGAGCGCAUUCAAGUGUAUCGGCACUCGAUGCGAUUGUCCCAGAUUAGCAGCACGGCCUCCGGCGUCCAGAGGUCCCCGCGGUCGCCGUCAUCGCAGUACGGUGACAACGAAAUCGAGACGGCGGACCGCGCCACUCGCAAGCACUGCGUGUUUUGCGCCAAGCGAUUCCACUUGUUUCGACGACCAGAGACCUGCGAAACCUGCCAUCAAGUGGUGUGUUCCAAGUGCAUGCGCCGCAUCACAAAGACGUCCAAGCACAAGGUGUGCAUGUCGUGCUUCAUGCAGCACCAGUGCGGCAACUUGGCGGGCAAUCCUUUCACGGACUGCCUGUGGAUGGGAGACAGGUCGAACCGACCGUCGUGGGCACAAUCGCAAGCGAGCGCAAGUCCCAGUCUUGUCCUGCGGUCAUCCUUUGCGUCCACCGUCGAGCCCGCGUUUAACUUGUACGACUAGUUGGGUGGUGCGAAUUUGUCGUAAAAUACAAUGCUGUACAUUAACACUCACGACUGGCCCGAUCCGUCGGGGGCGACGGCUCCGAGUUCUCCCCUGGCCAAACUGUCGA